GUUAUCUUCUUCCUCCUCUUCUUCAGAUAUUCCUUCUUCCUCUCCCUCUACGUAUCAUGUCUUCUACUACUAUCUAUAGCCGUCUGCAACAAAAAAAGCACCGAUCUGGCCCUAGUCAUAUAGCCAGAAGUUAACCGCCCUUUUCCCUGGUCGACUUGGCCUAGGGUUUCAGGCGCUGGAGGUGGGCCUCGCCAUCGCCUUGCGCCUAGGCGCACCAUUCUCGGAGAAACAUUUUGUGGGUUUAACCAUUCUUGUUUGAACAGAGAUAAGGGCGCGAAUUGCAAUCUUAUCAUUCAACAAAUUAAUGGCGAUCGAGUGUCUUGUUUUAGGUGCAGGACAGGAAGUGGGUAAGAGCUGUGUGGUUGUAACUAUAAAUGGAAAAAAGAUUAUGUUCGAUUGUGGGAUGCAUAUGGGUCAUGUUGAUCAUCACCGUUACCCUGAUUUUUCUCUCAUUUCCAAAUCUGGAGAUUUCAAUAAUGCUCUCUCUUGCAUUAUUAUUACGCACUUUCACUUGGAUCAUAUUGGAGCUCUUCCAUACUUCACUGAAGUUUGUGGUUAUAAUGGACCGAUUUACAUGACGUACCCUACAAAAGCUUUGGCUCCACUUAUGCUGGAAGAUUACCGGAAAGUGAUGGCUGGAAGGGGAGAGGAACAACAGUUCACUAAUGAGAACAUUCUUAAUUGUUUGAAGAAAGUUAGUGCAGUGAAUAUUAAGCAAACAGUGCAAGUUGACAAGGAUCUUCAGAUUCGUGCUUACUAUGCUGGACAUGUUCUUGGAGCUGCAAUGAUUUAUGCCAGUGUAGGCGACACCGCUAUGGUUUAUACAGGAGAUUAUAACAUGACACCUGAUAGACAUCUUGGAGCAGCUCAAAUUGACCGACUGCAAUUAGACCUUGUUAUAACCGAGUCAACAUAUGCAACAACUACUCGUGACUCAAAAUAUGUCCGAGAAAGGGAAUUUCUUAAGGCUGUUCAUAAAUGUGUUGGCAAUGGAGGAAAGGUACUGAUUCCUACAUUUGCUCUUGGAAGGGCUCAGGAACUCUGUAUAUUGUUGGAUGAUUACUGGGAACGGAUGAAUCUCAAGGUUCCUAUCUACUUCUCAUCAGGUUUGACAAUGCAAGCUAAUUUGUAUUACAAAGUACUCAUUAAUUGGACUAGCCAGAAGGUGAAAGACACAUAUGCUACUCGGAACGCGUUUGAUUUUAAAAAUGUUCACACAUUUGACCGGUCAUUACUAGAUGCACCUGGACCCUGUGUACUUUUUGCUACACCAGGAAUGAUUAGUGGUGGUUUUUCACUUGAAGCUUUUAAGCACUGGGCCCCAUCUGAAGCAAAUCUUAUUACACUUCCAGGGUACUGUGUUGCUGGAACUGUAGGACACAAAUUAACGUCUGGCAACCAGAAGCCCGAAAAAGUUUAUUUGGACAAAGAUACCCAGAUUGAUGUCCGCUGCCAGAUCCAUCAAUUGUCUUUUAGCCCACAUACUGAUGCCAAAGGAAUAAUGGAUCUUGUAAAGUUUCUGUCUCCCAAAAAUGUCAUUCUUGUACAUGGUGAAAAACCUAAGAUGGAGAAGCUUAAGGGAAGAAUUGAGUCAGAACUUGGAAUACAAUGUUAUCAUCCAGCAAAUACUGAAAUUGUAUCUUUCCCUUCGACCCAUUAUGUUAAAUCUGAGGUCACCAACACAUUUAUCCGUAGUUCUUUGAUACCCAACUUCAAGUUCUCAAAUGUUGAAAGUACAGAAAUGUCCCCAAUUAAGGUUCAUGAUGACAGAGUAGCUGAAGGGAUCCUAACCAUGGUUCAAGGUCAGAAAGUAAAGAUUGUGCACCAGGAUGAGUUUUUGGCUAUGGUUGGAACAGGAAAGAAUGACGUUGAGUUCGCUUACUGUUUUGCGCUAGAUUUUGGCUGUUUGAAAAGUUGUUUAUCAAUCACUGAAGAGAUUUCUGAUUCCUUGGGAACAAUUCAGGUGAACUCUUUUCGUCUUGCAAUCUUUUUGAAUUACAUUAUCAGAAAUUCAAAAUACAAAAAAAAAAAAAAAAAAAAUUUAUGCAUGAUCAGAAUAUCAGACACCACCACCACCACAACCGCGCCCUUACUGCAAUCACGUAACCACUCACCACCCGAAUCAUCAUCGUCAUCCCCUAGACCCACCACGCUCGCUCUUCUAUUAGGCCGUGCAUCAGGUCGCCAUGGCAGCGCCUCAUCUAUGCUUGUCCGCGAAACCGCAGCCCGGCAGCUCGAAGAACGCCGCGCUGAUUGGGGCUACUCGAAACCGGUUGUUGCUUUAGACAUGACAUGGAACCUGGCGUUUGUUGCGGUGUCUGUGGUUUUGUUGAUGUGUACGGUCGAUGAGAAACCAAAAGUUCCUAUUAGGGUUUGGGUCUGUGGCUAUGCCCUUCAGUGUGCGGUUCAUGUUGUGCUUGUUUGGUUGGAAUUUAAAAGACGGAAUAAUAAUAAUAAUAAUAGGAGAGUUUUAAAUGAUAAUAAUAAUUAUAAUAAUAAUAAUAAUGGAAGUGAUUUUAGUUUUGAUGGUAGUGAAGAUGGUUUUGAGGAUGAUGAUGAUGCAAGAGUCGGGGCGUUUUUCGCCUCAAAUAGAAUCAGCUACACUAAAAGAUGUGAAAAUCUUAACACGAUGGUAUCUUUUGUUUGGUGGCUAGUCGGUUUCUACUGGAUGGUCACUGGUGGUGAGGUUCUUAUGCACAGUGCUCCACGUCUCUACUGGUUGACUGUGGUCUUUUUGGCAUUCGAUGUGUUCUUUGCCAUAUUUUGUGUUGUUUUGGCAUGUUUAAUAGGGAUUGCUCUUUGUUGUUGCUUGCCCUGCAUUAUUGCAAUUCUAUAUGCUGUUGCUGGCCAGGAAGGUGCAUCUGAAGCAGACCUCAACGUUCUUCCAAAAUACAGAUUUCAGGUGUCCAAUGAUGAGAAUAAGCAUGAUGUGGGUGCCGGAAAAAUGGUUCCCAUCGAAUCAAAUGCUGGUUACUUGGCUGUUGAACGUGUUCUUCUUCCUGAGGAUGCGGACUGCUGCAUAUGUUUAAGCACCUACGAAGAUGGAACAGAACUUCAUUCGCUUCCCUGCAACCAUCAUUUCCAUGCUCCAUGCAUUGUGAAAUGGCUGAAGAUGAAUGCAACUUGUCCGCUUUGCAAGUACAACAUUCUUAAGGGAAACGAACAAGUUUAAACACCAAACUCGAUUCAACUCUACUCUAGAUGUGGAGUAGCUCCUGUGUAAUCAUGGAUGUAUAGGAGGAAAUGUAGUUUUGGCAUACAAAGAAAUGACCAAACAAAGCCCCGACAUUCAACAGAUCAAAGUUAACCAACACUUGUGUUGUUUUUGGUAGGGAGAGUUUGGUCUUGUUGGUAUAACCAAACUCAAUAAUGCAAACAUAUAAUUGCAUUAGUAUUCUUAGUAUAUUUUUGUAGAUAUGCUUGGUGUGGCUCACUUGUAUUCGGAAAAAUUAAAUUCAAGUAUUGUAUAGAAGCAUUGAAAAUGUUAGGGAGAUGGAGAUAUACAUAAUGAAGUUAUGUUAUUAUAAA
This is a messenger RNA of Erigeron canadensis, 3528 nucleotides long. RefSeq names its product cleavage and polyadenylation specificity factor subunit 3-II. Lineage: Eukaryota; Viridiplantae; Streptophyta; Magnoliopsida; Asterales; Asteraceae. The transcript has 19 exons. The coding region runs from base 305 to 3172 and encodes 955 amino acids. Gene Ontology annotation, cellular component: nucleus. The record is from RefSeq and is a predicted model, not a curated record. Gene Ontology annotation, biological process: snRNA processing.